Molecule: messenger RNA, 1767 nt
Organism: Colletotrichum lupini
Lineage: Eukaryota; Fungi; Ascomycota; Sordariomycetes; Glomerellales; Glomerellaceae
Product: fungal specific transcription factor domain-containing protein
Exons: 6
Coding region: 1-1767 (588 amino acids)
Source: RefSeq, a predicted model, not a curated record
AUGCAACAGAUGCAGAAACCCACCGUCAUACCGAUAUCGCAAUUAAGUCCAAGACCAACGGCGGUAUCGCGGACGGCAUCAACGGCAACAGCGACAACCUCGCCCGCGAGAUCCACGACCCAGCACCGCCCCUCGAUCUCCGCAAGUCUACCCACCAGCCCGGACUCGGCCGGCACGGCAGCCACUCCGGCCGUCACGCCGGCCGUCCUCGGCAUCGGCUACCUCGGCUUCACCUCCUUUUGCGGCAUCUACGAAGAGACUCGCUCAAGUCUAAAGCAGCUCCAGCCGUCCAGCGCGGCGCCCAUCGGAGAGAUCGGGACUACCGCCUACUGCGGGCUCGAGUGCUCUCCGCCCCUGACGGCUCAGGCGCUCGAAACAUGUCUGACUAUCCUACGCCACGUCCCGGACCGCGAGACGGGGCUCAAGCUGUUCGACAGCCACUUGAGCCCGAGCGACGGGUGGAUCCGCCUAGCGGCAAAACACAUGAUGAUAUCGCUGUACAACACGUUUCCGCAGUACUUUCCCGCCGGCGAACACGGCCGACGGCCAGAUGAUGCCCAGCUCACUGCGCUUGCACAGUUGACCAAGGCUGCCGGUAGUGGGGGAAACACGUUGCUCCUCUUCAUGUGUUCGAAGCGCACCAUCAUCGAGUCGCUCUUCUCGGGCGAUGCUAAGACAGUAGCCCUAUCAACAUUCCUCGGCUUCCACGACGAAGUCGCGGCGGCGCCGGGGGCAGGCUACAAACCAACCGUCUGCUCCGAGAUCAAGCGCAAACUCUUCUCCUACGUCUUCUAUGUAGACAAGGUCCUGGCCUCAUUCGCCGGCCGACCACCCCUCAUCAGCCGCCGAUACGCGCGCACACCACCGCCUCUGGACCUAAAGGACGACCACCUCCUCUCCGACGAGGCCUCGCUGGCGCGCCAUGUCGCCGCACUCGAUGAAAACGGGUGGAACACCAAGGGCGAGCUCUACUCUGCCACCAUCGUCCGGGCUCGCGUGAUGCUGGCACAUAUCCGGGACGAAAUAUUCGAGAUCGCGCUCGGACAGGGUUCCGUGACGCUGGUUGAGACGUUGUUAGAAAUCAAAGAAAGACAACUUCGGACUGUUGCUGGGUUCCCCGAUAUCAUGACCCUGAGAGAAGAAGACGUGCAGAACAGGAAACUCGACAUCUCGUUACUGUACACCCGACUCAUCAUGAAGCUGGAACACCUCCAAAACAUGUUCUUCAUCGAGCGGUUACUCGCGAAAAGAGGCCACGAUGACGGCACAUUGCUGUCUGUCAGCUUUGAAAUGGUUUCCAAGACCCUCAUGUUCUGGACAAACAUGGAUCGUCUAUCUUGCAUGAACGGUGACUUUGAAUGGCUCGUAAUGGCUUACGCGGCUCCCGGAGGCGGCAUCCUAUGCAUGGAACUCCUUAAACCCACCCUCCAAGGCGGCCACCACCCGCAGAACCCCCAAGUCUCCCGCUCGAGCAUUAUCCAGAAGCUGAGCCUCCUCGUCGGCUUCCUCGACUGGGUCAGCCCCACGGCGCCCAACGGCGACCUCUGCGCCGACUGCAAGGUCAUCAUCCAGCGCGUCCUCGACCAGGCGCUCAACAGCCCCGCGGCGUCGGCCUCGUCCGCCGUCGACGGCGCGUUGCCCGCCGGGGUAAUGCUGGAUGUCCCCAUGGACUGGGAUUUCUCUACGCAGCUUGAUUUCAACUUUGAUUUGCUUGAUACGUUUGAUUGGUUGCGUCCUGAGGUGUCUUCGAGUCAACAGUCGUCGUAG